Messenger RNA from Ctenopharyngodon idella (grass carp), 4503 nucleotides. RefSeq names its product aryl hydrocarbon receptor 1a (gene ahr1a). The record is from RefSeq and is a predicted model, not a curated record. NCBI's taxonomy places the organism in Eukaryota, Metazoa, Chordata, Actinopteri, Cypriniformes, Xenocyprididae. Bases 470 to 3013 code for a protein of 847 amino acids. Gene Ontology annotation, biological process: regulation of transcription by RNA polymerase II. Gene Ontology annotation, molecular function: nuclear receptor activity; protein dimerization activity; transcription cis-regulatory region binding. Gene Ontology annotation, cellular component: nucleus; transcription regulator complex; aryl hydrocarbon receptor complex. The transcript is spliced from 11 exons.
GUCAAAACCAAACAUUGGUCUGUCACUGCACUGAGACUGAGUUACAGCAGCGAUGUCAAAACUACUAUAAGUUAGCCAGCCCAGGACUUUAUGGAUGUUAAUAUUAGUAUAUGAUAGCCGAAUACAAACAUUUCUAGAGAGAAAAAAUGUUCGUUUGGUUGAGCGGUAGUUGAGCUUUAGAAAGUUAACUUAGACAAAACUUAGCUAAUGUUAGAUUGACAGACAGCUUGUAAUUGUAGCUUAGCAAUGACAGGGAUAUGUUUAUUCCGCUCUGUCAACCACUGGGCUUUAACUGUGGACUAAAACAGGUGAAUGCUUCAGUUUUAAAGAGCACUGCCGGGUAACUAUUAGUUUCUAAGUUUGUUUAUUUGGGCAGAACGCUAACCUCUAACCCAAGGCAGCUUAAGGUUAGCCUGCUAGCACCGAGUAAAACCACCCAACUAACCACGAAUCUGUUUCUGUGGGAAUUAUGAGCACCAGUAAUCGUUAUGCAAGUCGCAAACGGAAGAAACCUGUCCCGAAAAGUGAGAAGCAGUCUGUCACAUCGAACCCAUCUAAACGACAUCGGGACCGGCUGAAUGGAGAGUUAGACAGGUUGGCCAGCCAGCUCCCCUUCCCUCAAGAGGUCAUAUCCAAGCUGGACAAACUCACCAUACUGAGGCUAAGUGUGAGCUACCUGCGGGCCAAAAGUCACUUCAAUGUGACCCUGAACUCAAAGAACUCCAGCCAACUAGCAAAUAACACUAAACCACACAAACAGGAGCUUCCAGAGGGAGACUUUUUGCUACAGGUUAUAAAUGGCUUUGUGUUGGUGGUCACCUCCAAUGGCACAAUCUUCUAUGCUUCCUCCACCAUUGAGGACUACUUGGGGUUCCAUCAGUCGGAUCUCAUCCAUCAGAGUGUUUACGAGCUCAUUCACACUGAAGACCGGGCUGAGUUUCAGAAGCAGCUCCACUGGGCGCUCAACCCCAGCUGCACUCUAGACACCGGACAGCUAGUGCAAGCUUCCCAUGAUUCACCACUGCCUCAGACGUACUACAUUCCAGAGCAGUUGCCACCAGAGAACUCCACCUUUCUGGAGCGAAAUUUUGUUUGCCGGUUAAGAUGUCUCAUGGACAACUCAUCUGGCUUUCUUGCCAUGAAUUUUCAGGGGCGUUUGAAGUUCCUGUAUGGGCAGAAUGAGAGGAGAGCAGAUGGCAAACCCAUCCCUCCUCAGCUGGCCCUGUUUGCCCUGGUCAGCCCUCUGCAGCCGCCUUCCAUAGUGGAAAUCCGCACCAAGAGCUUCAUAUUUAAAACCAAGCAUAAGCUGGACUUCACUCCCACCGCAUGUGAUGCAAAAGGGAAGAUUGUUCUCGGCUACACAGAGGCAGAACUGUGUUACCGCGGCUCAGGCUAUCAGUUCAUCCAUGCAGCUGACAUGCUGUACUGCGCUGAGAGCCACAUGCGGAUGAUGAGGACGGGUGAAAGUGGGUUGACUGUUUUCAGACUGUUGACUAAACAGAACCUCUGGAUUUGGAUACAGUCCAAUGCCAGACUUGUCUACAAAAAUGGGCAACCAGAUUGCAUCAUUGCCUCUCAGAGAGUUAUCACGGACGAGGAGGGUGAGGAGAACCUGAGAAAGCGUGCUAUGAUGCUUCCCUUCAGUUUUACUACAGGAGAGGCUGUUCUCUAUGACACGAACCUUCCCAGAUCUCUGGGUAACACUACAGCUUCUGAUCCUACUGCUCCAGACAACAAUACCCAACUCAGAACCACUGGAACUGUAGACCCCGACUCCCUGCUGGGCUCCAUGCUGAAGCAGGACGAGUCAAUAUAUGUGUGUUCUGCAGAUGAGCGCUCAGUGUCGGUACAGGGCUUAGGGAAUGAGGAUCUCAGUGGGAUCUUCUCAAGUAACUGGCAAGGAAGUGUUCUUUCACCCUCUGAAAGCUCUCCGUUCAAACAAGAACCAAUCAUUGGCUCUGGAGGAGACGACAACUGUGAAAUACUGAACUUUAUGGGGAGUUUAGGCAUCAGCCCAGAAGACCUGAAGUUCCUACAACAAGACGAACUUUUCCUCAGGAUUGACCUUGAUGGUCGGAAUGACGUGGCAGACCUUACAGAUGGCAUCUUGUCCUAUGUGCAACAGUCUCUCAGGGCGAAGACGGACUGUAUAGGUGAUGUCCAGGACAAUGUGAAGGAGAAGUGUCUUGUUGGGAAGCCUAUGCAGAUCUUUACCCCUCCACAGCAAGCUCCUAUGUUAAUCCCACAGGAAUCAUGUGAUCCUCUCUCAUUAGUACCUCAGGAACAACAGAUGACUUUUACAAUAGAAAAUCCACAACACUUCACACGAAUACAACCUCACACUGAACUGCAGGCUACUGCAGAUCUCCAAAACAUUCCUCAAGGACAGCAACACACAAUGUCUCAACCAAAUAAAGAGACAGGAAUCACACAAUUCAAACUUUCACACAUUACAAUCCAAAAACACCAGGUUCAGACGACGAGCCAACAAUCACAGUGCUCAUACCUUCCACCUCUCCAUCAGCAGGUAUGUAAAACACUCAGAAAUGCUCAGGUUUGUGGGAACCUCACUGAAGCUCUAGCCAGUGACAUGCAGCAGGUUCUUCCCCUCUUCCAGCCAGAGCUCCAACAGCCUGGAUGCUUUUACCUGGAGACGCCACCUCUGGAUCUAAAGCACCCUUUCAGAAAUCAUCUAAGCACUGUGUCCAUCAGCUCCCAGCAGCUCUCUUCACCUUAUAUCACUGCAAGUAACACAGGUUUGAGAGAGUUCACUGCUCAGGAACUCGAGGAGCUGCUCAAGGGCCUGGAUGGUGAUAUGGAGAGAAAGAGACACUCAGGACAGGACAAAAGAGUAGGUGUUGGACCAAGCUUGGAUCAACAAGCUUACAUAGGCCAGUUUCAGAAUGGAGGCCACACAAACUAUGCAAUGGAGGCACAUCUGGCACAACAUCCUGACCAGCGCCAGAACAAGAACAGACCCCAUCCAAACCUGUCUUUAGGAGGAUACUUUUGACCACACAGCUGACGAUCAUGAGAAAGUAAAGCAAAAAAAAAAAAAAAAAAAAAGGUGGAGCUUUGUUCCUAUCAAUCAGAGGUCACCAUGCUCUGAGCUGUGAUGAUCAUUGGCUGUCUAGAGUUGGCAGCUGUGGUCAUAUGAACCCAUAAUGCCUGGGCCAGAAAAGAGCACCAGUAGAAUGCAGGAUGAGGAGUAAGAAGCAGAAAUUGGGGUGAAGGAAAGGCUGAAAAGGCUGUCUUGUGGCUCAGCAUGACAUCUAAGAUGAAUGAAGAAUCAGCCCGUUUGGAUCAGCUAGAUAUAAGAAUCGUUCAUCUGUGACUCCCCUGUUAUAUGAACAGUGCUGUCACUGUGCUUUGAUAAAUGUCUCUUUAAAUGUCUCUCUUGAGAUGUUGCAAAUCUAUUGGCCUGUCAAAAAUGUGUCCCAAAGCAAUAUAUACAGUGUGCACUAACUGUAAAUAGCCUCCAGCAAAUGCCAAACAAGCCUUGGUUUUCCAAAUAUGUAAUAACGUUUAUAAAGUAGGACAACAUAGCUAUAUAAUGUGCAGUUCUUCACAUGCUAGCUACUUGUUUCCUGUUUAGUCAAAAGACAAAUAUUGUACAGUAUAUGACUUAUUCGGAUGAUUUACUCAACAUUGACUUCUUGUCAAGAGUAUUUUCAAUUAAGCUGAGAAUUUUCAACAUUUUUGUUGGUAUUUUUCUUCUCUUCACUCUUUUGAAUAAUUGAAUUUAUUAAAUGGAAGAUAUUUCAUUAGGUUUUUUUUUUUUUUUGAGAGAGAUUUGAAGUGUUUUGUAAUGUUCUGGAGUAUUGAUGGGUAAUCAGGGUACCUUCAUGGGUCUCUCUGGACUGUCAUUUGUAUAGUAAUGUAUCUUUUUUUGGGGGGGGGGGAGCUGUUAGAGGAAAUCAACAAUCAGGCACAUGUUGCACUUACGAAUAGAUUAAUUCAGAUAUAGACUUAUCAUAAAGCACUAUUGAUAAACGAGCAGGCAAGAUAAUGUGACAGAUGACCAAACCAAUGCUGCUUGAUGUUUUUUUUUUUUUCUUUUUCUUUUCUUUUUUUUUUUUUUUUAAGAGGAUUUUUAUGCUCACCAAGGCUGUGUUUAAUUGAUCAAAAAUACAGUAAAACAGUUAUAUUGUGAAAUGUUAUUACAAUUUAAAAGAAUUGUUUUCUUUUUUAAAUAUAUUUUAAAAUCUAACAUAUUCCUGUGAUGGAAAAGCAGUGUCAUUAUUCCAGUCUUCAGUGUCACAUGAUCCUGAUAUGAUAUGCAUCAUUCUAAUAUGCUGAUUUGGUGCUCAAGAAACAUUUCUUAUUAUCAAUAUGAGACUAGUUGUGCUGUUUAAAAAUGUUUGUGGAAACCGUGAUACAUUUGUAUAAGAUUCUUUGAUUAAUUGAAAGCACAAAACAGCAUUGAUCUGAUACAGAAAUCUGUCACAUAAAUGUCACUUUUGAAUAAAUGCAUCCUUGCUGAAUAAAAUUGAAAUUGUCCAA